AUGGUUCCCGCCCUUGCUCAACAUGCGGCAGCAGAAAUCGAACAGCCGGAUGGUGCAAUUCAUGUCAAACCGAUUUCUGCCCUUCAGACUCUAGCCUUAUGCUCAAGAGAGGACGAUGUCCAUAUUCGCCAAAAGUACCGGCCCUUCAUUCUUGAGGAGGCUGAGGACUGGAUCGAGAGCCUCGACCUGACUACUGCUCUGAACAUGGCUGAGAAGAACCUGAAAGCCACCAAUGAGAGGCUGAAGGUUCUUGUUCUCUACGGCAGCCUCCGUCAAAGGUCAUAUUCGAAAUUGGUAGCUUUCGAAGCGUCUCGAAUCCUUUUUCGGCUCGGGUGUGACGUGCGCGUCUUCGACCCGGAGGGUCUUCCAAUGAAGAACGACAGGGAUCAUACCCAUCCUAAAGUCCAGGAGCUCAGAGAGCUUAGUGUUUGGAGUGACGGGCAUCUCUGGGUUUCACCCGAGCAGCAUGGGAACCUGACGGCCGUGUUCAAGAAUCAGAUUGAUUGGAUUCCUUUAAGUACCGGAAGUGUUCGUCCGACUCAGGGCCGGACACUCGCCAUCGCCCAAGUGUGUGGCGGAUCGCAGUCGUUCAAUGCGGUCAACUCUUUGCGCAUCCUCGGCCGAUGGAUGCGCAUGUUUACCAUUCCGAAUCAGUCCUCCAUUCCCAAAGCCUACACCCAGUUUCCAGACGAAGGCCAAGUAGGAGAUCAACGACUCAUACCUAGUGGAAACCGCGAUCGCCUGGUGGAUUGCAUGGAGGAAUUCGUGAAAUAUACAAUCCUAAUGCGACCGCACCUGGAGCUGUUCGCUGAUCGGUUCAGUGAAAGGGAGGAGAAGAGACUCAAGGCUGCGAAACAAGCCGCCGCCCCGGCUCUUUGA
Penicillium canariense is the source of this 879-nucleotide messenger RNA. RefSeq names its product flavo-protein-like protein. Bases 1 to 879 code for a protein of 292 amino acids. Lineage: Eukaryota; Fungi; Ascomycota; Eurotiomycetes; Eurotiales; Aspergillaceae. The record is from RefSeq and is a predicted model, not a curated record. The transcript is spliced from 2 exons. Gene Ontology annotation, molecular function: oxidoreductase activity.